AUGAGCACAGCGAGAACGGCAGACCUUGUUCUCGACCUCAACGGCCAGAACGAGCGCGUCAACCGGCUUUACACACACUUGACGUUCUGCUUUUCCCACUCGGACGAUUCGUCCUAUGACGCUUCCACCAUCGAGCAACUACUCAGGACCGCCCUCAACACACUAAGGUCCGCCCUGCCGUGGAUUGGCGGCCGCGUUGUCAAACGCGAACAAGAUGGACUGUAUGCGAUUAGAAUCCCCAACCGCGCUGACGGCCUUCCACAGGACCGGUUGACUGUGAAUGAGGAACUCGAUCUGAACUUUGAUGACCUCCGCGCAUGUGGAUUUCCCGCUUCACUUCUUCACGAAGACCGCCUGGCACCAUGCUCGACAUUCCUUGCCGAUAUUCCCGAGGACGGUGCACCCGUGUUCUUGAUCAAAGCGGUUCUGGUGAAGGGAGGUCUACUGCUUACACUCGCCGCCCAGCACGGCAGCAUGGACAUGACUGGUGGUAACCGGAUACAAACCUCAGCCGAUCAGCUUCAACCCACCAUAGCUCCACAAACGUCGAGAGACCAUGCUGGACCCUCCGCAGCACCAGACCCCGCCCCAGCAUGGACCACGUUCCGCCUACCAGCAACAGCUCUCACCACCAUAAAAGCAUCCGCCACCAAGGACAUCACCUCCGGCUUCAUCUCCACCGACGAUACGAUCACUGCAUUGGUCUGGCAAGCCAUAACACGUGCCACCACCCAUCAUCACAACCCUGCAGAACAAGACACGACACUCAUGCAGACCACACUAUCCCGCAACGUCGACCUGAGGCCCGCCUUGCACCUCCUCGCACCGGAAUCUAUCAUGAAUCAGCCGCUCGGUCGAACAGCACAGAGCCUUCGUACGGCACUGGACUCCGAGAAGCUGGUAGAGCAGUUUGACGCCCAGGCGGAGGAGUUCUGCGGAGCACGAGACAAUCAGCCCAUUCCAAAGCAGCCUCCAGCUACUGACCGAAAUUCGACGGGGAGGACUCUACAGGUCCGGGUCUCAUCGUGGGCUACAUACACUAAAGUCCACGAAUUCGAGUUCGGCCUAGGACUCGGCCCGCCUGUCGCGGUCCGGAGACCGGCAUUUAGGGAUGGAGCCAGAGAGGGCUUGGUCUACUUCCUCCCAAAGACCACUAGCCGCGCCAUCGACGUUAUGGUUUGUUUGCGACCCGCGGCUUUGAACGAGCUAAGAGAGCUCGUGGAGGAUCAUGGCGCAAUCUGGAUUGGCUGA
This is a messenger RNA of Cyphellophora attinorum, 1251 nucleotides long. Its product is annotated as Trichothecene 3-O-acetyltransferase. The coding region runs from base 1 to 1251 and encodes 416 amino acids. The transcript has 3 exons. NCBI's taxonomy places the organism in Eukaryota, Fungi, Ascomycota, Eurotiomycetes, Chaetothyriales, Cyphellophoraceae. The record is from RefSeq and is a predicted model, not a curated record.